This is a messenger RNA of Hydra vulgaris (swiftwater hydra), 960 nucleotides long. RefSeq lists its product as uncharacterized. Lineage: Eukaryota; Metazoa; Cnidaria; Hydrozoa; Anthoathecata; Hydridae. The record is from RefSeq and is a predicted model, not a curated record.
UUAAUCCCUUUAUUUGUCACUUGUUGCUGGUGCGUCUUUUUUUUCCUUUCCACUUAAAAUAAAAGUUUAACUUAGAUUAACACUAGAAAAAAAAAUGAGCCGACAAUGUAAUGCAAUUUUUAUGCUGACGAUUUUAUACACGAACCAAUGUCACGGAGAAAUGCAGAUGGAUUCUAAUGGAAAGUUAACAAUAAAAAGUAUUAACGUUGAAGAAGAUACUUACUUUGAAUUAAAUUGCAAUCUUCAUGCUGAAAAAAAUAUUUCACUAAUUUGGAAAAAAGAUGGCAUACCUAUUCAAGAAAAUGCAACAAUUUAUAAUCUAAAAGGAAUAAGCUUGGGCAUUAAAAAGGCAAAUUAUUUUGAUCGAGGUUUAUAUGAAUGCUCUUCACUCUCAAAUAACAAAACAAGCCAGAAGUUUUUUCUUCGAGUAAAAAAUCCUCAUAGAGCUGUUUGGCCUUCAAUUGGUUUACUGUUGCAAGUAAUUAUCCUUGCAACAAUAAUAUUCUUUAGUGAAAGACAAAAAACCAAGAAAGUGCUCUCGACAUUAUUAAGCGAAGAAGAGCGGCGUCUAAUUACAUAAUUACAUAUUUAGUCUAAUUACAUAAUUACAUAUUUAGCGAAAUAUUUUUAACUAAAAUGAUAUAGAAUUUUCGUAGAUUCGGCACGUCGAAUAAAAAACGAACUUUAUUUCAUUUGUUAAGUACUUUUAACUUAAAAAAAAAUGUUGAUAAAUAAACGAGAAGUUUGACAAGAUAUCUAUGCAAAACAAGAUUAUUUGCAACCUUAUACGUACGUCUUAAUGUAGGUACAUCAAUGACAUUAAAAGUGUUUAAAAAAAGAUUAUUUUCAAUAAUUUUUUAUAAUGUAAAAUAGAUUUUAAGCUUUUUAUUGUAUGAAUAUGGAUAUUUAGAUUAAAAGUUGGAUUGUUAAUAUUUGUUUUCCGAUAAAUUUCGUUUUUAA